UUAAGUCACUAUCCAUUUCCCUAAAUGGGAAAUAUUGUUCCUUCUAGUGUCACCCCAUCCCUAUUAUUUUCUCUGUUCUUCUUGUGGUUGAUCAUGGCAAAGAUCGAACAAGUCUCCUCUCUCUCACCUGAUGGACAGGCCCUUCUUUCCCUUAUAUCUUCAGCUGACCCUUCCGCAAAAUCCUCCUCUUCUGUUCUCUCUUCAUGGAACCCAUCAAGCCAAACCCCUUGUUCAUGGCAUGGCGUCACUUGCUCCCCACAAGGCAGAGUCAUUUCAUUAUCUAUUCCAGACACUUUCCUUAACCUUUCCUCUCUGCCUUCCCAGCUUUCUUCUUUAUCAUAUCUGCAACUUCUCAAUCUGUCUUCCACUAAUAUAUCUGGCUCCAUCCCACCUUCUUUUGGCCAACUCUCCCAUCUUCGCCUCCUUGACAUCUCUUCAAAUUCUCUCACUGGUUCCAUUCCUGGAGAACUCGGCAGACUCUCUUCGCUGCAGUUCCUUUACUUGAACUCCAAUGGAUUGACUGGAAAGAUCCCUCAGCAACUUGCUAAUCUUACUUCACUUCAAGUUUUCUGCCUUCAAGACAAUCUCCUUAACGGGUCAAUCCCAUCACAAUUAGGCUCUUUGACAUCUCUACAAGAGUUUCGAAUUGGGGGUAAUCCCUAUCUAAGCGGUGCGAUUCCACUACAACUAGGACUACUCACCAAUCUCACUACAUUUGGGGCCGCAGCCACUGGACUUUCGGGUGUUAUUCCGUCUACAUUCGGGAACUUGAUCAAUCUCCAAACGCUAGCACUUUAUGAUACAGAAAUUUCUGGUUCUGUACCACCGGAGCUUGGUUUGUGUUCUGAGCUAAGGAAUCUAUAUUUGCACAUGAAUAAGCUGACAGGUUCUAUCCCACCUCAACUGGGCAAGUUGCAAAAGCUUACUAGCGUGCUUCUCUGGGGCAAUGCCUUGACUGGGUCAAUCCCUGCUGAGAUUUCCAAUUGCUCAUCACUUGUUGUGUUUGAUGCCUCUGCUAAUGAACUUUCUGGUGAAAUACCACUUGAUUUUGGGAAGCUGAUGGUUCUAGAACAGCUUCAUCUAUCAGACAAUUCUCUCACAGGGAAAAUACCAUGGCAACUGAGCAACUGCACUAAUCUUGCUACCCUUCAGCUUGACAAGAAUCAAUUAUCAGGUACUAUUCCAUGGGAAGUUGGGAGAUUGAAGUCUUUACAGAGUUUUUUCUUGUGGGGGAAUUCAGUGUCUGGAGCCAUACCUGCCUCUUUUGGUAACUGUACAGAACUUUAUGCACUUGACCUUUCAAGGAACAAGCUAACAGGUUCAAUUCCAGAUGAAAUUUUCGGAUUGAAGAAGCUGAGUAAGCUUUUGCUUCUGGGAAAUUCCUUAUCUGGAGAAUUGCCACCAAGCGUUUCAAAUUGUGAGUCUCUAGUACGGUUGAGGCUUGGAGAAAAUCAGCUUUCAGGACAUAUACCAAGAGAGAUUGGCCAACUGCAGAAUCUGGUGUUCCUCGACUUGUACAUCAACCAUUUCUCUGGAAGCUUGCCAGUGGAGAUUGGGAACAUCACAGUUCUAGAGCUUCUAGAUGUUCAUAAUAAUCACAUUACUGGGGAUAUCCCAUCUCAGAUUGGGGAGCUUGUAAAUUUAGAGCAGCUAGAUCUCAGUAGAAACAGUUUGACAGGUGAAAUUCCUUGGAGCUUUGGAAACUUAAGUUAUUUGAACAAGCUGAUUCUCAACAAUAAUUUAAUCACAGGUUCAAUUCCAAAAUCCAUCAGAAAGUUGCAGAAGCUAACUCUAUUGGAUUUGAGUUACAACAACUUCUCUGGUGACAUCCCAACUGAGAUUGGUUAUGUUACAAGCUUAACUAUCAGUUUGGACUUGAUCAAUGCAUUUACAGGAGAAAUCCCCGAGUCAAUCAGCGGUUUGACACAGUUACAGUCACUUGAUCUUUCUUAUAAUUUGCUCCAUGGAGGAAUCAAGGUUCUUGGUUCCCUCACCAGUCUCACUUCCCUAAAUAUCUCCUACAACAACUUCUCCGGUCCUAUCCCAGUAACUCCUUUCUUUAGAACCCUAUCUUCAAACUCAUAUUUUGAGAAUCCCCAUCUUUGUGAAUCCCUUGACGGGACCACAUGUUCUAGUCUGCUUCGAAAAAAUGGUCUAAAAUCUGCCAAAACCAUAGCCUUGAUAUCGGUAAUUCUUGCCUCAGUUACCAUAAUUGUCAUUGCAUCUUGGAUUUUGGUGACACGAAACCACAGGAAUAUGAUUGAAAAAUCUUUGGGGACAUCAUCAUCUGCUUCAGUAGCUGAGGAUUUCUCAUAUCCUUGGACUUUCAUUCCAUUUCAAAAACUAAACUUCAACAUAGAUAAUAUCUUGGAUUGCUUGAAGGAUGAGAAUGUGAUUGGAAAGGGUUGCUCUGGCAUUGUAUACAGGGCUGAAAUGCCUAACGGGGAGUUGAUAGCAGUAAAGAAGCUUUGGAAAGCAAACAAAGAGGAAGAAACUGUGGACUCUUUUGCUGCAGAAAUUCAGAUUCUUGGGCACAUCCGGCAUAGGAAUAUUGUGAGGCUCCUAGGUUACUGUUCUAACAGAAGUGUUAAGCUUCUUCUCUAUAAUUAUAUUCCAAAUGGUAACCUAAGACAGCUAUUGCAAGGAAAUAGGUACCUAGACUGGGAAACAAGGUACAAGAUUGCUGUGGGGUCAGCCCAGGGUCUAGCAUACCUUCAUCAUGACUGUUUGCCAGCAAUCCUUCACAGGGAUGUGAAGUGCAAUAACAUACUUCUAGAUUCCAAGUUUGAGGCAUAUCUAGCAGAUUUUGGUCUUGCCAAGCUGAUGAGUUCACCAAAUUAUCACCAUGCAAUGUCCAGAGUCGCUGGAUCUUAUGGUUAUAUUGCCCCAGAGUAUGGCUACACCAUGAACAUAACAGAGAAGAGUGAUGUGUACAGUUAUGGAGUGGUUUUGCUGGAGAUACUGAGUGGGCGAAGUGCUGUUGAGUCCCAUGUUGGGGGUGGGGUACACAUAGUUGAGUGGAUCAAGAGGAAGAUGGGAAGCUUUGAACCAGCGGUGUCAAUUCUAGACACAAAGCUCCAAGGCCUACCAGAUCAAAUGGUUCAAGAGAUGCUUCAAACUCUUGGGAUUGCCAUGUUCUGUGUGAACUCUUCGCCGGCUGAACGACCCACAAUGAAGGAAGUGGUGGCUCUGCUAAUGGAGGUGAAGAGCCCACCGGAGGAUGUGGGAAAGACCUCUCAGCCUCUAAUAAAACAGUCCUCAACUCAGUGUUAAAUUUCUUCUCUUUUUUAUUUUUCCUUUUUCUUUUUUGUAUUUUUCACUUCCAAUGGGUUAGAGAUUGGUGUUGUUACUGUGGGAACUUUCCGAGUAGAGCUAGAGAAAAUUAUGGUAAUGGAUUCAAACGGCUAUCAUUGUACAGUUUAAGAAAUAUAAGUAUCUGUUUUCUUAUUUGCAUCAUGUGAUCGUGGCAACCAUGCUAUUUCAUGACAUCU
Messenger RNA from Neltuma alba, 3491 nucleotides. RefSeq names its product probable LRR receptor-like serine/threonine-protein kinase At1g34110. Lineage: Eukaryota; Viridiplantae; Streptophyta; Magnoliopsida; Fabales; Fabaceae. Gene Ontology annotation, biological process: protein phosphorylation. Gene Ontology annotation, molecular function: protein kinase activity; ATP binding; receptor serine/threonine kinase binding. The record is from RefSeq and is a predicted model, not a curated record.